Messenger RNA from Dunckerocampus dactyliophorus (ringed pipefish), 3764 nucleotides. Its product is annotated as SH3 and cysteine-rich domain-containing protein 2-like. Gene Ontology annotation, cellular component: extrinsic component of cytoplasmic side of plasma membrane. The transcript has 11 exons. Gene Ontology annotation, molecular function: protein binding. The record is from RefSeq and is a predicted model, not a curated record. Gene Ontology annotation, biological process: positive regulation of protein localization to plasma membrane; skeletal muscle contraction; positive regulation of voltage-gated calcium channel activity. The coding region runs from base 390 to 1646 and encodes 418 amino acids. Lineage: Eukaryota; Metazoa; Chordata; Actinopteri; Syngnathiformes; Syngnathidae.
AAAAUUUCCAGUAUAGCCCCUCCCGAUAUUUGGUCCUCGUGUGUGCGUAAAUGUGCGUCGUCGUGGCACAGUUGUAAGCCUGGCGUCCAAUCACACGUCCCACAGGCAUGAGUGGGCGUGCCUCAGGCGCACGAGCGAUGAUUUACUCCAGCCGUGUGGCAGAAAAGGCGCGCAGUCCUCCUUUCGGUCCUCACCACAGAAGAAGUCAGCGUUUAUUGGGAUUUAGGUGACGUAAGAAGUGGCGUUUUUACGUCAUUGGUGAGCGGAAUUCAAUUGCGGCGUGUUCCAGUUUGUCCACCGUCUUCAUGGCUCAACGUGGACCUUCCCGGACUUGCAGCUAACCAGGACUUCAACCUUUUAUUACCCGUUUUCUUCUUCUGCUGCUUCCUAUGAACUUGCCAGUGAUGACUGAGAUCAAGGAGAUGGAGAGCGACUCUCAGCUGCGGCUACACACCCAACCACUGCCAUCCAAGCUCCAGAGGCUGAAGCGCUCGCUGUCCUUCAUGCGCAGUAAGAGCGUGGAGAACUUCUUCCAAAGGUCCUACAGCGACGCCCGGCUUCCCCCGGACUUCAUCACGGACCCGCCGCCUCCCUCGCCGCCGCCGCUGCAGCUGAUGCCAGGCUCUCCUCUGGUGGGAGAGGAGCGCUCGCCGUCCCGCUCGCCCUCCGUCAGCCCUAACCCUUCCAUCUCGUCCCACUCCCCGUCUCUGAGCUUGUCCCCGUCGCUGUCCUCCAAGCCCGCCCAGGCCCAGAUCACGCACUGCUUCCAGGACCACGUCUUUCGCAAGCCCACCAACUGCCAGCUCUGCAAGAACAUGAUCGUAGGAAACUCCAAACAAGCUCUGCGAUGCAAAACGUGCAAGUUGGCGGCUCACCUGUGGUGCACCUCCGAACUUUCACAGCAGCCGUGUUAUGGAAAGUCUGGCGCCUUCAAGCGAAACUUCAGCUCGCCCAUGCUGGUCACUGACCAACUGGCCGUCGUUAAGGAAGUGCAGCCGAGUCAAGAGGCAGUGCGGGCACGAGUGGAUCCCGUGUAUGCGGCCUUGCGUUACGGGACGUCGCUCGCGCAGAUGAGCCGCUCCAGUUUCGGCAGCAUGUCGGAGUCGCCGACACGCAGCCUGGGUGAGGCAGGUGAGGAGGGGCAGGUCAGGCAGUGCAGCAUGGAAGAGGAGAUCCCUCAGGAAACAGAAGCUCCAGACUUGGCUGCCCAGGACGCUGAGUUGAAUAAGGAGGAAGACGAGAGUCAAACUGAGACACCCGUGGAGGUGGCCCCCAAACGAAUCGAGGUGCACUCAAUCCACACCUACGUGGCGCUCUACAGGUUUUUGCCUCAGGAACACAACGACCUGGAACUCCAUCCUGGAGAUCGAGUGCAGGUCACUGACGACUCAAACGAGGAGUGGUGGAAGGGCAAGAGUGGCGACAGAGUGGGUUUCUUCCCCUCCAACUUCGUGCAGAGGGUCCGCCCGGGAGAGCGAGUGUGGCGCGUCAUUCAGGGAACAUCUGGCAUCCGCGAGAGAGGACACAUGGCAGUAAAGGAAGCACAGAUCUGCGUGGGCAAGCGAGAAGACGGCGAGAUGUUUGUGAAGCUGAGCAGCGGUAAGAAGAGAGGCCUCGUCCCGGCCGAAUCCAUCGAGGAGAUCUGAGCUUCUCUCUACACUCGCAUCCUGAAACUUUGAGCCAUCGUCAUCGACCGACUCAGAAGAACUGGACCCAUCUUUGUUGACUCCUGCUGAUGACGUAGAAGAUAAAGAUUCUCCUCACUGUAAGUCUUGAACUUCUUGGGCUCCUCGAAGCAGCUGGAGGAGUGGACUAUGACUGGAUGUUUACAUUUGGGCUAAAGCUGCCACUUUAGUUUACGCUCCGUCAACCAGUGUGGGAGGAAUCCAUCACAGGAACGCCACGCUUCUGCCCCUUUCUUCUUCUUCUUUCUGCCCACUUGCUGUGUCUCAUCCAGCAUAUCUGCGUCUGUCAGGGCCUCCAUGCACGUUAGCAUCAAAGCAACGUCACAAAUGAUUGUAUUGUGGCAUUAGAAAAAAGAAGAAUCAACAGAAAACACACAUUCAACGUACAUUUCCACUCGUUUUCUGUCUCCCAUAUUGUUAAACCAAUGUGAAUGCCAAUUGGUAAAACAACAAAAAGGACAUCUAAGCAAUAUGAAAUACCUGAAAUAAAAGGAUCUUUUUUUUUGUUACCAGGCACUUUCUGUUUUACAGCAGUUUGUUUCUCUGAAGUCAUAUUCAUGCUGAAAUCUGAGAUACACUCCUGUUCAAAAUUUUAAGACCAGAUGAGAAAUUCCAAUUGAUAUUUUGCACUGUUGGAUUUGAAGGUUCUAAGUAGGGUCAUUUAUUGCAUUCAAGUGAAAUAGGCUGUUCAUCAGCUGACCAAAAGUUUGAGACCAUAGCUCAAAAAAACCCUGCAACAGUACAAAAUGUGAAUUCUUGCAAUUUUCCAACUGGUCUUAACAUUUUGAUCACUUGUGUUUAUUACUUCAAGGAACGUUUGACGUAUGUGCUUAAUCAUUGAAUACUUUGGUGUGAAGCAAAAUCUUCAAAUGUGAAUAGUGAGUAGCUAGCUCAGCUUACUUUUGACCCUUAAAGGCCACCGUACGUUGCUACAUUGCGCUCUCAAGCUAGCCUGACGUCUUUAGCAAACAUCAUUUUGCGACUAAUAACAUUAAACUAAUGUGUUUUCUAACUGGCACAACUGAUUUGUGUCCAAAAAAAAAAAAAAAGUAUUUUGCGAUAUCGGUAUAAAAGUGCAUAAAAUUUCUCAGGGUUAGAAGAUAAAUGUUAAAAAAUGAUAUUAAAAUUGAUUAUAAUGACUACUAUCGCCUGUGGUGUGAAAUUCACAAAAGGGAAUUUUAUGCAAUUUGUGUCAUGUCGCCACUUCAAUGACAGCUGCAAUUAUCUAGAAAAAUCAUUCAGUUAGCCUGCACCAAAAUGCAGGAACAACAUAACCUCCUUGCCUCUUUUGUGGUUGCGUGCAUUAAUAAAAGAGAAUUAAUGCGACUUUACUUUGCAUAAUGGCUUUCCUCUUGUCAGAGAGUCCAAUUAAAAUGCAAAGUCAUGAUAAAAAUGGGCUUUGAAUGGAGCAGGUUUGACGUCACGGAAUAACAGCAGGUGUAUGAAAGCGUCAGACACGGGCUUUACCUCCUAUUGGGAGUGUGUGCAAAGGACAUAUUUUGGCACGGGACGAAGACGGAGAUGGCGAGUGACGAGUGUGUUGAACCAUCACAGUCAGGUCAGCGUGUGCGUGUGUGUGUGUGUGUGUGUGUGUGUGUGUGUGUGUGUGUGUGUGUGUGUGUGUGUGGACCCGUGCUGCAUGACUCAUCAUUGAUCCAAAGUCCUGUCCCGCUUCCUGCUUGACUUUCUCCCUUAUCCUUUUCGUAUUGAUGUGACUCGACUGUGGAGCGAUCCUCCUUUUAUGUGUGGGGAACGUUGGCUCAGUCAUGCGGAGUGACGCCUCCACUCAAAGCAAAGGUCCUUUCAUCCGCCUUAGCUUAGCUUCGCGUUGUUCCGUGGCGAGCGCCGCCCUCUUUCCUUGUUGUUGUAGUCCAGUGAUGCGACGACAAUGUUUGGUCUUUGUUUGGCGUAGGCAACACUUUGUUUUCAUAGCAGCGUCACGCCUUCAGAAGCCAUGUUUGCAACAUGUACUGUAUGUUUUUAUGGCACACUUCAAUAAAACAUCUUUUGACGUAUGAACUCUUGCCGGUGUUUUUGUUUUCAUUGUCGAAAAGCAGGAAAGGGAGCCAAAAUAACUGA